AUGGGUUACCGACGAAAGAUCGUUGUUGACGACAAAGCUAUUACCGAAGGCGCUGGCCUUACACUACGACAAUCCCUUAUUCCGUGCCUCUUAGUCACAAUUCUGUUCUUCCUCUGGGGUUUUGCGUACGGUCUCCUCGAUGUGCUCAACUCGCACUUCCAGUCCACUCUCCACAUCUCCCCCAGUGAAGCAUCUGGCUUAUCUGCUGCAUACUUCGGUGCAUACUUCCUUUGCCCUCUGACAGUCUCUGGAUGGAUCCUCCGGCGAUUUGGAUUUAGGGUGACAUUCAUGACUGGCCUUGCCAUCCUAGCAGUAGGCUGUCUCCUUUUCUGGCCCUCCGGCACCAAAUCCUCGUUCGGCGGUUUCUGUGGCAGCAUGUUCGUUGUCGGGGCUGGACUCUCCACUCUCGAAACCGGCGCUGACAACUUCCUCUCCAUCUGCGGUCCACCCCGCUACUCCGAAAUCCGCCUCAAUCUCGCCCAAGGCAUUCAAGGUGUCGGAUCCUUCGUUGCCCCGUUGCUGGCUUCCCGCGUCUUCUUCGCAAAGACUGUUGAUACUGCACAGGGGCUUAAGAACGUGCAAUGGGUGUACUUGGGUGUGGCAUGUUUUGUCGCAUUGUUGAUUAUCUUAUUUUUCUUCGCGCCGAUGCCAGAGGUUACGGAUGCGGAUAUGAAUUUGCAGGAAGUUGAGGUUGCGGGGGAGGAGGUUGGACCGUUCCGGAAACAGUACAACUUGUUCUUGGGCGUGUGGUCGCAGUUUUGCUAUGUUGGUGCGCAGGUAGCAGUUGCCAACUACUUCAUCAAUUUCUGCGAGGAGGCCGGAUAUGACAAGGCAUUCUCCUCCGACCUCCUAGCCGUUGGACAAGGUCUCUACGCCUUCAACCGUUUCCUCGCGGCCAUGCUGAUGACGCUCAAACCCUUCAAACCACGCUUCAUUCUUGGGGCGUAUCUGGGACUCUGCUUCGUUUUCGGGCUCGCUGCUACUUUGUCCCAUGGCCACACAAGCGUCGCACUGCUCAUUCUGGUUCUCUGCUUCGAAAGUGCCUGCUUCGCCACAAUUUUUACCCUUGCACUGCGUGGUCUCGGCCGGCACACAAAAAUUGGGGGCUCCAUGCUCGUAGCCGCAAUCUCUGGUGGCGCAGCCAUUCCCCCUAUGACCGGCGCCGUUGCCACGCGGACAGGCAACUUUCAUAUCGCGAUGGCGAUUCCAACAGCAUUCUACGUGCUCGCGUGGGUGUUCCCUGUGUACGCUAAUGUGUGGAAAGGGGCGGUGUUGGAUGGGCAUCGCGACACGGACUUGAAUGUUAGUGAGGGGAAUACGGUAAGGGCGGAGGAAAAGGGAGUGCAGGGAGAGAGAGUUGAGGUUAUUAGGGAGAAGUGA
This is a messenger RNA of Lindgomyces ingoldianus, 1380 nucleotides long. Its product is annotated as glucose/galactose transporter. The transcript has 5 exons. Lineage: Eukaryota; Fungi; Ascomycota; Dothideomycetes; Pleosporales; Lindgomycetaceae. Gene Ontology annotation, biological process: transmembrane transport. The record is from RefSeq and is a predicted model, not a curated record. Bases 1 to 1380 code for a protein of 459 amino acids. Gene Ontology annotation, molecular function: transmembrane transporter activity.